AGGAUUGAACAUCUCUGUUUCGUCCAAAAGAGGGAGUCAAGUUUCUUAUGCAGCAGUAUUGCCCACUUUCACAACACAACUCCAGAGCGCACUGACCGGAGAGAGAAAGGGGGGUGAGAAAUAUUGUUUGACGACUGUUUUCUCUCACAGUGGGUACGGAGACUCAUAGACUCUUAGCCUGUCUGCUGUGGGAGCGUCAGUCCGUGGGUCAGUUUGCCCUUGAGCCCUCACCUCACAACUUUGCUGUCUGUUUGCUGCAGCAGAAGAGCAAUCGGGUUUAUGAUCUCAAGGGAGCUCCCACUUCUUCCACACCUGGAUUAACCCAAGGCGACGUUUACUUUUUCUUUCUCUUCUUCUUGCUUUCUCGUUAUUUUUUAUUUUAUUUUUAGUUUUUAUAUUGUUUUUGCAACGGAGAAACUCGGACAGAAUGUUGUGGAAACUAGCUGACAACGUAAAAUAUGAAGAAGACUGUGAGGAAAGGCAUGACGGCAACAGCAAUGGGAACCCCCGGCUGCCUCACCUGCCAGCGGUCAGUCAGCACCUCUAUAGCCCGUCUCCUUCCCUCUCUCACUCGGCUGGUUCAGACUUCCAGCCCCCGUACUUUCCACCUCCGUACCAGCCCAUCUCCUACCCCCAGUCCACCGACCCAUACUCCCAUCUCAGCGACCCGUUCAACAUUAACUCCAUACACCAGUCGCCUUCUUCGAACCAGCAGCAGCCGUCUUGGCCCGGCCGGCAAAGCCAGGACGGACUCGGGAGGAGCGGACUAGCGAGUCAAAUCUUGGGCCUCGAGGGAGGCUCGUCCGGGGUGAGAAGAGAGGGGUUUCGGCGGCCGGAGCUGCUGCCCCCGCACAGCCUGGACUCUUCUGUUAUUGGUGAUAAUAUGGGAAUUCAUGACAUGGGCCCUGGACUGGAAGACGUUCAGCAUGUAGAUGACCACAGUAUUAUUAUGCCAGAUCAGACAGUCAUCAAAAAAGUAUUAGGACUACGAGGUGGCAGGAACCUUGAUCGCAUACAGAGGACUUAUUAUCAGGGGGGCUUUCUUGCUGGCCCUGUCACAUUACCGAAAGGCAACACGCUGGGCCUUCCCUUCCAGAAAGAGUCACUGCUGGGCAUGGUAUCAAACCCCACAGAGGUGUUCUGCUCCGUACCGGGCCGUCUUUCCUUGUUGAGCUCCACAUCCAAAUACAAGGUUACUGUGGCUGAAGUCCAGAGGCGUUUGUCACCCCCGGAGUGCCUGAACGCCUCACUCCUGGGAGGAGUUUUACGCAGAGCCAAGUCAAAAAAUGGAGGCCGUUCUUUGCGAGAGAAACUGGAUAAAAUUGGGCUUAAUUUGCCUGCUGGAAGAAGGAAGGCGGCCAAUGUCACUCUACUUACCUCACUUGUAGAAGGUGAAGCUGUUCAUUUAGCAAGAGACUUUGGUUAUGUAUGCGAGACUGAGUUUCCUGCAAAGGCAAUAGCUGAAUACUUGGGCAGGCCCCAUGUGGAGCGCAACGAGGUCAACUCUCGCAAGAACAUGCUCCUCGCUGCUAAGCAAAUCUGCAAAGAAUUUACUGACCUGCUCACACAGGACCGGUCACCGUUAGGAAACUCAAGGCCGGCGCCCAUCUUGGAACCUGGAAUCCAGGGCUGCCUGACUCAUUUCAGCCUCAUCACUCAUGGAUUUGGUUCUCCAGCCAUCUGCGCUGCAAUGACCUCCCUCCAGAACUACCUAAAUGAGGCGCUCAAACAAGUGGACAAGAUGUACUUGAGUUCUGGCAGUGAAACCCAGGGAUCCUCGGAGAGCGGGAGCAAGUCCACUGACAAAAUGGACAAGCACAGGAAAUAAGAGCUCACAAGGAGAAAACCUGAAUUUCACAAUUGCAGAAUACACUCAUUCUUGCUGCCCUC
Gambusia affinis (western mosquitofish) is the source of this 1890-nucleotide messenger RNA. It is a transcript of the gene tfap2c, whose product is annotated as transcription factor AP-2 gamma (activating enhancer binding protein 2 gamma). The record is from RefSeq and is a predicted model, not a curated record. The transcript has 8 exons. Gene Ontology annotation, molecular function: RNA polymerase II transcription regulatory region sequence-specific DNA binding; DNA-binding transcription factor activity, RNA polymerase II-specific. Bases 428 to 1828 code for a protein of 466 amino acids. Lineage: Eukaryota; Metazoa; Chordata; Actinopteri; Cyprinodontiformes; Poeciliidae. Gene Ontology annotation, biological process: anatomical structure development; regulation of transcription by RNA polymerase II; regulation of cell population proliferation. Gene Ontology annotation, cellular component: nucleus.